AAACUAAAAUCAAAUGAAUAAAACAAAAUCUUAUAUAUAUUCAUUUUCUACAACUUCAAAUGAGUGUAUCAAAAGUUGAGUUCCAGAAAAAAGAUCACUUCGAUUUUACAGCGUCGGAGGGGAGCCAACCCCGGGGAGGGGGUUAUAACAGGGACCCGUCAUACAUUGACAGUGGAUCCCCAAGAAGAAAUAGAAAGAAUAGAAAUUCUCCACCAAGGGAUUAUGUUGCUGGAGAAGGUAAUGGAAGAGGUUCGCCAAAUUACAACUCUCCUGGCGAAUAUAGUGGAAAGAGGAGCCCAGUUUAUACCUCGGAACCAAACGAUAGUAGGCCACGAGGCAAUUUUAGUAGUGAAGGAUCCAAGAAUGAUGAAUACAGUGCAGAAGCUGGUGGAAUCAUCCAGAGUAACUGGGAUGAGGUUGUCGACAACUUUGAUGACAUGAAAUUGAGAGAAGAACUCCUUAGAGGAAUCUAUGCUUAUGGUUUUGAGAAACCAUCAGCCAUUCAGCAGCGUGCUAUCAUCCCAUGUAUAAAAGGACGUGAUGUUAUUGCCCAGGCCCAGUCUGGUACUGGUAAGACGGCAACAUUCUCCAUAGCCAUUUUACAGCAAAUAGAUAUUGCAGUAAAAGAAUGCCAGGCAUUAGUCUUAGCCCCAACAAGAGAGUUGGCUAUGCAAAUUCAAAAAGUUGUAAUAGCAUUAGGAGAUUACAUGGGAGCACAGUGUCAUGCCUGUAUUGGUGGCACUAAUGUCCGUGAAGACAUGCAUAAACUAAGUACCGGCGUUCACAUUGUGGUAGGAACACCAGGACGUGUCUAUGAUAUGAUCAACAGAAGAGCUCUUAAUCCAAGAUCCAUCAAGUUAUUUGUGUUAGAUGAAGCAGAUGAAAUGUUGUCUAGAGGUUUUAAAGAUCAGAUCUAUGACGUAUUUAGAUUCAUGCCAGAAGAUACUCAGGUUAUCCUGUUGUCUGCCACAAUGCCUACUGAUGUGUUAGAUGUAACACAAAAAUUCAUGAGAGAUCCUAUAAGGAUUUUAGUCAAGAAAGAAGAAUUAACCCUGGAAGGUAUCAGACAGUUCUAUAUUCAAGUAGAAAGAGAGGAAUGGAAAUUAGAUACCCUCUGUGAUUUAUAUGAGACACUGACAAUUACACAGGCUGUGAUUUUUUGUAAUACUAGAAGGAAGGUGGAUUGGCUAACAGACAAAAUGUUGUCUAGAGAUUUCACUGUCUCCGCUAUGCAUGGUGACAUGGACCAGAAAGAAAGAGAUGUUAUUAUGAGGGAAUUCCGUACUGGAUCCAGUAGAGUCUUGAUUACCACUGAUCUCUUAGCUCGUGGUAUUGAUGUACAGCAGGUUUCACUCGUCAUUAACUAUGAUCUUCCCGCUAACAGGGAAAAUUACAUUCAUAGAAUUGGAAGAGGUGGAAGAUUUGGUCGUAAAGGAGUAGCAAUUAAUUUUGUUACCCAGGAGGAUAUUCGUACUCUGAAAGACAUUGAACAAUUUUACAAUACCCAGAUUGAAGAAAUGCCCAUGGAUGUAGCAGAUCUAAUUUAAUUAAUCAAAUUUUGAAUCGAAAUUGUUGCCCGUACUUAUAAAAAUAAAGAAAUAUUGUGUACUGGCGACCAUUUUCAUGCGUUGUUCAUAUUUUGCUGGCUACAAUUUUCUCAUAUAUUGAGAAUUUGUUGCAAUAAAAGUUUUACCUUGGAUAUUUACCAAAAUGAAAUAAACAUUCUAGAAGUAAUUUGAAUUGCUAGGGACAUAAUUGCCCAAAGCUGUAUUUUACAAGACAUUUUUGUGUAUAGACUGUAUUUUGACUAUCCUAUAUUGUAAAAAGUGCUGUGUAUAAACUGUGCUAUUUGUUUUUUGCCUUUUAUAGAAUUGUUAUUUAUUUUUUUUUGAAUAGCAGUAUUUUGACUCUCGAGAGAAAUUGUUUCACAGUUUUAAAGGUGCCAUGGCUACCUCAUUGCACCAAACUUGUACAGAAAUAAUCUCUUCAGCUUGUACGUUAUGUUCAUAUCAUCGGUACAUGUUGUAUAAGGAACAAGAUUGUGUUGGUCAGGGAUGGGGUAUAGUGAAUAAGUUAUUAAAGAAAAAUUGGGUUCAUGGCUAUGUGACAGUGAAAAGAAGCAAUAGAUGUAAUAAAAAAAGAUACAAUUUUA
This is a messenger RNA of Mytilus californianus (California mussel), 2152 nucleotides long. RefSeq names its product eukaryotic initiation factor 4A-I-like. The transcript is spliced from 10 exons. The record is from RefSeq and is a predicted model, not a curated record. The coding region runs from base 60 to 1547 and encodes 495 amino acids. Gene Ontology annotation, molecular function: RNA binding; ATP binding; RNA helicase activity. NCBI's taxonomy places the organism in Eukaryota, Metazoa, Mollusca, Bivalvia, Mytilida, Mytilidae.